Arabis nemorensis is the source of this 1428-nucleotide messenger RNA. The record is from the annotation of a GenBank genome assembly. Lineage: Eukaryota; Viridiplantae; Streptophyta; Magnoliopsida; Brassicales; Brassicaceae.
AUGCAGUCAUCUUCAACUACGUCCAUCAUCCGCCACUCUUCUUCCGCCGCUCUCGCCACCUUCCUCCGUCGCACGGCGUACCAUCACGGCGGAUGCGGAGUCGGCGUUACAAUCCGCCGCAGCUACUAUCUUCUCUCAUCAAAACGAAGUAAUCCUCCUCAUGUCCCUACAAUACCCCACCCGAGCAAGAUUUUUCUCAGAGCCUUGCUUGCGCCUGUUCUCUCCUUCGACGACAAACCUCAACUCGGAGAGUCUGAGGCCAUCGGUACCGUCGCCGCCGCUCAAGCCAACUAUAUGCGCGUCAUUGUAGCUAGAGAUGAUGAUUCGUCUAAGAGCGGCAUCGAGCUGGUUUGCGUGGUGAAAGCGGUUCUGAAGAAGAUGCAGAGGACAGUUUUGGCUGGUGAUAAGGUUUUCGUUGGAUCUAUUGAUUGGAUUGAUCAGAGAGGAAUGAUCACGAAUGUGUUUGAACGACGCUCGGAGAUUCUUGAUCCACCGGUUGCCAAUCUUGAUCACUUGCUGGUUCUUUUCUCUCUUGACCAACCGAAACUGGACCCAUCCACACUCACCAGGUUCUUGGUGGAAGCUGAAUCCACUGGAAUUCCACUCACACUUGCCCUCAACAAAUGUGAACUCGUCACUCAAGCGGUAAGGAAGAGGAAUCUGAUAGCUGGGCAAUGGUCUUGUUUACAGGAAUUGGAAUAUUGGAAGACAAGAUUGCGUGGAUGGAACUAUGAACCAUUGUUUUGCAGUGUGGCAACUAGAGUCGGACUUGACGCGGUUGAAACGAAUCUGCGAAAUCAGACUUCUGUGAUUGUUGGACCUAGUGGUGUUGGAAAAUCGAGCUUAAUCAACUUAUUGAGAAAUGAAAAAGGGUUUAAGCCUGUAUUAGAUAUUAAGUGGUAUGAAAAUUCUGGCAAAAAGAAGAAAAAUUGGUUUGAAGAUCAGAGUGUAGGGGAAGUUUCAACUAGUAAUGGUAGAGGUAAACAUACAACUCGAAAUGUAUCGCUAUUGCCGGUUUGUGGAGGCGGUUACCUUGCUGAUACUCCUGGAUUUAACAAGCAUAAGUUGCUUAAAGUAACAAAGCAAGUACUUCCCCUGUGUUUUCCUGAGGUUUGUCCUGAGAUACGGAAAAUGAUUGAGGGCGGAAAAUGUUUAUUCAACGAUUGCUCGCAUAUAGGGGUAGAAGGAUGUGCUGUGAAAGAUGGUUGGGAAAGGUAUCCUGACUACUUUCAACUGCUUGAUGAGAUUAGAAUCGAGGAGGAGUCUCAACUUAAGAAGUAUGGAACCAAAAAGGAAAGUGAUGUUAGGUACUCCAAGGUGGGAAAGAUGGGUGAGAAACAAGCUGUACCACGGCUAGACCCUAAGAAGUAUAAGAGAGAGUCGAGGAAGAAGACGAAACAGACACUGUUGGCUGAGCUCGGAGAUUAA